Molecule: messenger RNA, 1994 nt
Organism: Saccostrea echinata
Lineage: Eukaryota; Metazoa; Mollusca; Bivalvia; Ostreida; Ostreidae
Product: cholecystokinin receptor type A-like
Exons: 3
Coding region: 378-1733 (451 amino acids)
Biological process (GO): neuropeptide signaling pathway
Cellular component (GO): membrane
Molecular function (GO): neuropeptide receptor activity; gastrin receptor activity
Source: RefSeq, a predicted model, not a curated record
CUGCAAAGCCAAUACAGAAAAUCAUUUUACGGAAUUUGAUUCUCUGAGAGGAAGAAAGAAAAUAUACUCCUCAUUAUACACCGAGUUUGCUGAGGAAAGGUCGAUUUUUUUUUUAUCUUCUUAUGUGCUUUGAUGACUGAUUUUUUUUUCUGUCUCAUUUAAUUUUACAAGGAUUUAACGACUGUAUCGAAGGAGUAUUUUCGAAUGAUAUUUAACCGAACCUGUUGUACUAUUUGUUAAUUAUUACUACCAAUGGGAAAAUAUUCUGUUGCUCAAAAAUGAAGGAAAAUUCUGAUGCAGACCACAUUAAAGCGACUUAGUAACAUUCAUUAGAUAUCCCAAGAAUAUAUAUUAAUUUCACAAAUACCUGUUGGAAUAUGAACUUUUCGAGUGUUCUGGCAUUAAAUAGUACAAGCAGUAUGAUCGAUUAUAGGAACCUUUCCUCUUGGAAUAAUAGCUAUGAGGAGAUGACCACUUAUUUUCAAAAUGGAAGUUCAAACAAUCGGCCUGUGCCAAAGUGGUCUCCUCCGCCUUUAACUACAACCGGUUAUAUUGUGAUUCCCGUUUACAUCUUGAUAUUCUGUGUCGCCGUGGUUGGGAAUGUUCUUGUCAUUUUAACCUUGAUUCAGAACAAACGAAUGCGUACAGUUACCAAUGUCCUACUUCUGAAUUUGGCCAUAAGUGAUUUACUGUUGGCCGUAUUUUGCAUGCCAUUCACCGUUAUCCCCAUGCUAUUGAAAAACUUUAUUUUUGGCGAACCAGUUUGCAUAAUGAUCAGGUAUUUACAAGGGGUGUCUAUUGCGGUGAGCUGCUUCACGUUAGUUGCCUUGUCACUGGAGCGCUAUUUCGCCAUUUGUAGACCACUCAAGUCGCGAUCAUGGCAGACUCUCUCACACUCCUACAAAACAAUUAUUGUAUGUUGGAUCUUAGCUCUUGGUGUCAUAAUGCCAGUCCCUAUUUACAUAAAAUAUAGAGAGUACCCUCAACACGGUGCAGCUACUUGCCGGGAAGAAUGGCCAGACCAUGAUCAGGAGAUAGCAUACAGCAUAAUAUUGCCAAUCCUGCUGUUGGCGAUUCCGUUGAUCAUCAUGAGCCUUGCCUAUGGAAUGAUCAGCAUUACUCUAUGGUCAGGCAUCAAACUUGAUGAAAAGAGUGAAAAAGAGGUCAGGAAUGGAGCAGCCAAAACAGUUGAUGAGGAGACAUCUUCUUUUCUGCGGACAGACGAUACUUCCUCAUCAAAUGGUACCCCUAUAUUUGCCACCAAGAUAUUUAAAACCCGUGACACUUUGCGCCCCAAUGGGAAAUCGUGUCGAAUAAAGUUGGGUGGUGGUAUUCGGCAGACAAACGGAGAUAAAAGUAGGGCAUCGAAAAAGCGGGUUAUUAAGAUGUUAUUUGCCCUAGUCUUUGAGUUUUUCCUAUGUUUAACACCAUUUUACAUUAUUCAUACGUGGAUGAUAGUUCACCCACGUAGUGCCUAUAAACACCUUACUGCAGAAUUUGUUAUGUUCAUAAAUCUACUGGCAUAUGUGUCAACGUGUUGUAAUCCUGUGACGUAUUGUUUCAUGAACAGGAAUUUCAGGCAGGGGUUCGUGUCUGUUUUCCGAUGUAUUUACAAGAAGCGAAAGAAAAGCGAUACGUCAUUCUACGUCAAUGGCGGAUCCACCAUGUCAAGAACGCACUUGAGUCGAGUUCCUUCUUAUGACAAAAUGCAACAGGAAAUGGGCGACAUGUAAAACGUUAUUACACAGUGGGUGUUUAAAAAAAAACUUUUGAUUGAAGAGCAGUCGAUAUGGAUGAAAAAGAACAAAUAAAUACUUGAAUUUAUCUUGAGCUGAGGUAUAUCUUUUUCGAAAACGAAUUUCCUGUCCUGAAACCAUUCACAAGCAUUUCUUACUGAACAGCAUUUCAAGAAGUGUAUGAGUCAAGACCAUUAGCAUCAAUGUUAUAUAUAUAUACAUAUAAAACGUUUUCUGUUGUAACAUACAGGCAUUUUA